AUGAACUCCAAAGUAGUCAAGGACAAUGUUAACGUGAAGAUUGGUCAUCUCUACCGAUUCACGUGUAACGCGUCUGGUUUUAUAAAUCCAGCCAAUCACAUCACGUGGCUUAUUGAAAAAGAGGGCCAACAAGACCAAAUAAAGGGUACUUGUGAUUGGGAGCUUGGAAACAACACGUACAGGGAGGCGUCAACUGAAAUCUGCUUGAAUAUCACACAGAAUCACUCCUCGAGCAGAAUAAUAUGCAGGGUAGUGUUUCCAGAUAACGGAGAAGUAGCAGUGUAUCUGUCAAUUGAAACUCCAAAUCUAGGAACAUCGACUCCUGAACGAGCGACCACUUUUCUGUCAACAUCCAAGGAGCCAGUCAGUGACGUCACAAGGCUUCCCAUCAUGCCCACUGUUGUCAUCAUUCCUGUUGCGUCUUCUGUUGUAAUCUGCGUUGCCAUUGCAAUAUUCUGCAUCAGGAGACGAAAAUACCAGCAGACUCGUACAAAGGAGGAGGUCGCAACGUCAAACGAAGUUAGCUUGACGGAGGUUUCUGCUGCUGACGAAGGGGCUUUCGGGCGCUCACAGAGAGACUACGAUUUUCCUCGUGAGAGGAUCGCCCUGCAUGAGGUGCUAGGCAGCGGGAACUUUGGCCAUGUUUAUCGAGCCACGGCUGACGGCAUAUACUGUCCGGGAAUCAAAGUAGACGUGGCCGUCAAAAUACUCAAAAAGUCGGCUGAUGCGGAUGUGGUCGCUGAUUUCGAGAAGGAAAUCGCGGUUCAGAGGGAUCUAAUGAAACAUCCCAACAUCGUGUCCAUGCUGGGCUACUGCAUGGAGACGCAACCGUUUUACCUGAUACUGGAGUAUAUAUCUGGGGGCAACUUACAGAAAUUCUUGAGGGAUAAGAAGGACGCUUGGAGAGAUGAUCCCGUUGAGGGCGCUCAGCCUGCUUGCCCCUUCCAGCUCUUGACAUUUGCCUCUGAGAUUGCCAACGGAAUGGACUACCUCUCCACCAUGGGGUGCAUUCACCGUGACCUGGCUACUCGCAACAUCCUUCUCAGCGACGACCUUGUGUGCAAACUUUCUGACUUUGGAUUGGCACGUGACGUUUCUGAGACUGAACAGUAUGAGAGAACAUCCCUGGGAUUGAUUCCUGUACGCUGGCUUGCUUUGGAGUGUCUUGUUGAGAACACGUACACCACAAUGAGCGAUGUGUGGUCCUUCGGUGUCUUGCUGUGGGAGAUUGUCACUCUGGGCGCCCAUCCCUACCGUGGAAUGUCCGCAAGUCAAAUAAUUGACGCCUUAGUGGAGGGGUUUCGUUUACCCACUCCCGCCCAUUGCAACAAACAACUUUAUACAGUCAUGAAGGAGUGUUGGAGAAUUUCCCCCACACGUCGCCCGUCUUUCAGCAAUUUAAAGAGGAUCUUGGACAUUAUGAUUCCCGACUCGCAGAUAUACCUGGCAAUGGAAGACUUUGUGGCUGACAAGUACACAUGAAGAUGUUUACUUUUCUCAAAUUAACGUCUGACCAUGGUUUGCAUGGCAUGAGUUCCAUUCCACCUCAUGUAAAAACAGCUUCUGUGACUGAAACUAUUCGUGGUUUCUCCUGGAAUUCUAGUUGUUAAAAUACACUGUUUUUCAAAGUCAGUGUUAUUUGGAGAGAACUCGGAUGGCAAAUUGUAAUGAAGCCGAGUGUACGUGUUUUCGAAUAUUUCAACAAAAUAGAUGUAUAGAGUGGUGCAAAAAGAAGGAAACCCACUUUUGAAAGCAAUUUUCAGCUACUCGUUGA
Patiria miniata (bat star) is the source of this 1774-nucleotide messenger RNA. RefSeq names its product fibroblast growth factor receptor 3-like. Gene Ontology annotation, biological process: cell surface receptor protein tyrosine kinase signaling pathway; positive regulation of kinase activity; protein phosphorylation. Lineage: Eukaryota; Metazoa; Echinodermata; Asteroidea; Valvatida; Asterinidae. Bases 1 to 1482 code for a protein of 493 amino acids. Gene Ontology annotation, molecular function: transmembrane receptor protein tyrosine kinase activity; ATP binding. The record is from RefSeq and is a predicted model, not a curated record. The transcript is spliced from 10 exons. Gene Ontology annotation, cellular component: signaling receptor complex.